Messenger RNA from Opisthorchis viverrini, 270 nucleotides. RefSeq lists its product as hypothetical. The transcript is spliced from 2 exons. Bases 1 to 270 code for a protein of 89 amino acids. The record is from RefSeq and is a predicted model, not a curated record. Lineage: Eukaryota; Metazoa; Platyhelminthes; Trematoda; Opisthorchiida; Opisthorchiidae.
AUGCUACACCCAUCCGCUGCCUUAUUGUUAUUCUUGAAGAUCUUUGGCACCCGUCACGAAGAGACUGGACCUUACCGUCGUGUGGCGGUGUAUGAGUGUGCGGAAAGUUCUUUAGGAGCUUCCUUACAGGCGGCGGCGUCUAGAAACAGCGUUCAGUUUCGACGUUUUGUCAAGUUCGCCAUCAACCGGAAACUAGACAGGUGUUGGAUGCUCUCUGAAACGCCGGAGUCCAAAUUAUUCACAGAGGGAACACAGACGAAAAUUCCUUGA